UUGUUUACAUCGCGCAAAACAACGUGCUACUGACAGUUUCGUGCUGCACUGCCGGCAUUUUCCAGUCGUAAAGUGAACAUUUUACCUCGCAACUAGAAAAUAAGCACGAAAAAGUUAGUUCAAUCAUUCCUCCGCUCAGCAUGGCAUCCGCCAACAUGCAGUUCGAUGCCGCCGUCGGCGGGACGGUGCAGCUGCCGACCCGCGUGGACCAGCUCCAGUUUGCCGAGAGCCGCACGGAGGAGGUGUUCCAGAUGCUGCUCACCAUGAACAGCGGCUCGAACCAGCGGAAGCUGAUGCACCAGUCCCUGCCGUGCCAUAUGCGCCGGCGGGCGAUGUCGUACAAUGUGCGACGGUUGCCGCGCCGGUUCCGCCAGGUGCAUACGGCCCAGUUCAACAAGAGCGGCGUGUCGGAGAAGAAAAAGCGCCCGUCGCGCCGGUACCGCCGCAAGCCGACCAAUCUGCUGAGGGAGUACGAGCGCCGGAAGCGCGCGUUCGUGUGGCUGGAGACGCACGUGUGGCACGCGAAGCGGUUCCACAUGACGUCGCGCUGGGGCUACAAGCUGCCGCUGGCACCGUGCAGCAAGGGCUACCGGUCGAGCUAUCGGGCGAGCUCGAAGCACUGCCUGGUGCACGAUCUAUCGUACGAGGGGUGCGUGGAGGUGAGCGGCGAGGAGACCCGCCUGAAGGAAGGUUUCCGGCGGCUGUGCAGCGAGCGCGUGGGUCUUACGCUGGCGGCCAAGGCAUUCACGGCCGGCGAUCGGGCUGGGUACGUGUGGCUGUACCGGGACGGGGCCUAUCCGUACGGUUGCUUGGGCCGCGUGCGGUUCGUGUGGCGUGCCAGUGGAAGCACCAACCUGCAGGACGACCGUCGCUCGGUUUGGAUCUUUGCACAUCCAACGUUUUACCGGCAGGUGGUGGAACAGUUGGUGAAGGUUUUCCAGCUCAAAAAUGCUCUCCGCGACACGAACGACACCAUCGAAGACAUUACGAGAAACCCGGCCGAUAUUCGCUGCCCGCGCUAUCGCUCCGAAACGACGGGAGUGGAGGUGGUCGAGCUGAAGGACACACUCAAUCGGUUUCAUCUUGCAGGGCCACUUUCUCAUGCAACGAUUGUGAAAACGUUUAAUCUGUAUAAACCACCCGCGACACAACCGCCCUCGACCGAAGCGCACCGGACGUGGUACCACGAUUUCCUCGACAGCAAACCAAAGUACAGCAAAAUGCUUGCCCAGCAGGCAAACUACUGGCAGGAGCUGAAGGGUCUGACCUCACCGGGGGAACUGAGUCCGGGCGAGGUGAUCGCGCUGCUCGUGCAGGAUCCACGGCUCAACCGGCCGCUGAAGCGCUCCAAAGCACUGCCCCAGGUGCCGGCUCGGUACGACUUCUCGCAGUCCCAUCUGCAGGACCCGGCCGUACAGCCGCGCGCGAUAAGAAGCUUCAGCCCGCUGUGGGACGAAUCGAUCCGCAACCGUGUCAGCGGCGAGAUGAAGUCGACCCACGAGCUGAGCGUGAUGCGCAGCGUCGAAACGCUCGUCGCCGGUGAGCUCUGCCGCUCGGAAACGGCCCUCCAGCCGCUGCCUGUGCUGCUGCUGCAAAAUCCCGGCUCGCAGGACGCCGCCUACAAGCGGCUCGGGUACGGUGCCGGCUGGGAGCUGAUCGUGCCGGCCGGGUACGGGCUGGCCGUGUGGCACUCGCUCGUAAUGUGGGGCGCCCGCCCCGUCGGCCAGCUGCAGCUGGACAUGCUGGAGCUCGAGACGGGCAUCGAUCGGUCCGGCGUGCCGGAUACGGUGCUCGGGCAGGAGGAGGCAAGCCGCCGGCAUGCGGAAGCGCUGAGCAAAUACUUCCACCGCCCAUCCAACAAGCGAGUCAACUACACGAAGCUAGCAAUUGCCUCCCCCUUCCUCUGCCCGUGGACGCAGCUCGUGCAGGAGUGGAACAAAGCGUCCGACGGUCCACUGCCGUUCUUCGUCCUGCGGGAUCAGGAAGCGCUGGCAAAGCUACGGCUCGCCCUCGAACGCAAAUUCAACGUCCAUUCGAUCGGCCUACCGCCGGCCGCGCUCAUCCCCGUGCUGCUGACGCUGAAAACACGCGGCAAUCCGGGCGACAAUGCGCUGAUCUGCUUACCGCUGCGCACCGACUUCCGCACGAACAGGCAGAACCGGCUCGCGACCGUGCACGGUCCGGUGUACGUGGAACCGGCCCACCCGGACCCGCACGGCAAGGAGCGAACGGUGCUGCGGGCACAACACUUGAAAACGCUCAAGCGGCUGCGCAACCGGAGAGUGCGGCAGAAACGGCGGCUACAGCGGGCCAACCCGGGCGUGCUGGUGCGCAUCCCGCAGGCGAACAAUCGGGCGCUGGUCGAGCAGCAGCUGAAGCGCAUGGCCGAUCUGUGGCUGCCCGCUACGCCGGCCACAGUGCGCCAGCAGUGCAGUCGGGAGUGUUUCGGGUACGUGACGCAGGCCGGCUUCAGCCUGUCGGAGGGUGGCGUCAACGGGAUCGGCUACGUGACGGCUAGGGGGCUGGAGAAGCUGUUCAAGAUCUGUACCAAGGGCACGGUGAAGGUGCUGGUAAGGGGGACACGCACCAGGGGGUACCGAUUCGCCACGAUUCGGCUCGCUGGUUGAACGGGGGGGGAGGGAAGGGAUUAGUGCUAAAACGAACGAACGUGCCUAAAGCGGAUGAUGUACCGGGGAACACCGAAAACGGUUAGAAUAAAACGAUCAUUUGAAUAUCGCAACGGA
Anopheles gambiae (African malaria mosquito) is the source of this 2744-nucleotide messenger RNA. RefSeq names its product ribonucleases P/MRP protein subunit POP1 (gene Pop1). The transcript has a single exon. Bases 141 to 2627 code for a protein of 828 amino acids. Gene Ontology annotation, cellular component: ribonuclease MRP complex; nucleolar ribonuclease P complex. Gene Ontology annotation, biological process: tRNA 5'-leader removal. NCBI's taxonomy places the organism in Eukaryota, Metazoa, Arthropoda, Insecta, Diptera, Culicidae. The record is from RefSeq and is a predicted model, not a curated record.